UUUUAUAAAUUAGACAUCAAAAAUACUAUUUCAUCCAUGCUACAUAUUUGAUAAUUUCUUAGCGAGUAUUUGGUAGAAAAAUGAUUCCUCGAUAAGACGUUUGUUAAAUCUACAAUAUGAAUAAUUAAAAAAUUGCGACAACAUGAAAAAAGCCACGCCAACGCGAUCCCUUACAAAACUGUCGCGCUUACAACUCGCGCAGAAACCAUACGGAUUCUGCUGCGAAGAGAAAGAUCAGGAUCCCGAUAAAUAUUAUGAUAUGCAAAAUCCACCCUUUGCAUCAUCUCUGACGAAUGUAAUUCUGAACGGCGGCGGCCCCGGUAUUAAGUUUCGAGUUGAUGAUAUUGAUCGUCCACCAUAUUCUGUUCAACUUCGUAGAAUUUUAGAAGUGAAAGGAGUAGAUUAUCUAGGGCGUUGCAAGAGAUGUCGAGGUCCUUUGCGAUGGUAUUUGGAGGACGAAAUUGCACUAGCACGUGAGACCAUGGCUGAGGAAAGACAAAAUAAUUACAAGGAGAACAUGAAAAAAAAUUUAAAGAUCGCCAGACGAAAGAAAAGAAGACGCAAAAGUCGCAUUAAAGGAAUCAAAUUUCAGAAGAAGAAUAUUUCGGAAUUGUAAGCAGCACAAAAUCAUCAAGAGUUGGCAAAAUGAUUACUGUACUUGUCUUGAAUAAUAUAAGAAAGAUUAUUAUGAGUUUAAUUAAAUAUAUACAUACAUUAUAUAAUGAAACCCAAAAAUAAAAAUUAUGGAUUGUAAACGAGA
Odontomachus brunneus is the source of this 760-nucleotide messenger RNA. RefSeq lists its product as uncharacterized. The record is from RefSeq and is a predicted model, not a curated record. Bases 143 to 616 code for a protein of 157 amino acids. Lineage: Eukaryota; Metazoa; Arthropoda; Insecta; Hymenoptera; Formicidae. The transcript has 2 exons.